This is a messenger RNA of Sinocyclocheilus grahami, 1244 nucleotides long. It is a transcript of the gene cenatac, whose product is annotated as centrosomal AT-AC splicing factor. NCBI's taxonomy places the organism in Eukaryota, Metazoa, Chordata, Actinopteri, Cypriniformes, Cyprinidae. The record is from RefSeq and is a predicted model, not a curated record. Bases 89 to 1144 code for a protein of 351 amino acids. The transcript has 11 exons.
UUCUGCAUAUUUGAAAUCACAAAACGGCACUAUGUUUGGACAACAUCGCGCUUGCAUUCGCUAAAGAAACAAACCCAAAAACAGCCAAAUGGGCGCGUUUUAUUGCUCUGUCUGCAGAAAAACAGAUUUUUCUGGAAAAGGCCACAUUUAUGGGAAAAGCCACCAGAGCAAACUUAAAGUAAUUCUAGUCAAAUUCACGGAAAAGGUCAAAGAAGCACGGCGGACCAUUAAAAAUCCUCAGGUGGAGAAAUACAGUCCCCAUCAUGAGGAGAAGUUCUGGUGUUACUGCUGUGCGCUGGAGGUGCAGAAACACGUGACUGACAGUAACAUCAGUGUGCUGUACGGAGGACUGCUGGAGCACAUGAGCACCCCAGAGCACCGGAAAAACACGCACAAGUUCUGGUGGGACAAUAAAGCAGAGCCCAAACUGCGAGACAAGUUUAUCAUAACAGAAGAGGAAACGGAGAGAUUCAAGGCUGAGGUUUCCAAGGCUCUGGAACAGUUUGAGGAAAAAGAGGAUGUGCUUAUUAAACAGCAAGCUGCAGUGAUCCGAUCCCAGGAGCAGCACAGACUGGAGGUCCUUCAGUCAUUAUCAGAGCCUGAUCCAGAACUGGUACAACCUGCUGAAGUGGACCAGCACAGCAGUAAACAUGCAGCCAGAAGUUCCCACAGUUGCUCUUAUGAAGCAGAGGCACAACCCGGACCGAGCCACGAGGAUUUCGCCUCACACAGUCAGUGGAAUGAACCAGAACUCGGUUUAACUUUCAUUGGUUACCAGGACUCAACCAGCAGUGGAAAUGUUCAUACCGGAGCUGUACCGCCGUGGCUACUUGAGGAGCCUGAUGAAGCCUCAAGCAGUGGACAGCAGGAAAUGGGCCCCUCACUUCAGGAGUUCCUCAAACACAAAGAGCAAGAGAAGCUCAAGAAGCUUCCGCCCAACCGCGUGGGUGCAAACUUUGACCACGGCUCACAUACUGACGCCAACUGGCUGCCAUCUUUUGGACGUGUGUGGAAUAGUGGCAGGCGCUGGCAGUCUAGGCAUCAGUUCAGAGAAGAGGAGGCAAAAACUAGGGGAAAGAGGAAGAGGGAAGAUGAUGGGAAAGCAACAACGCAGCAAAAAGACCUCAGUAAUGGAGAGUUAUGAAAUGGAUGCCCCAAAUAUACUGGCAGUAUGGGAAAGGUGGUGUACAUAUUGGUUUUCUCAUAUUGAGAACUACUAUUUAAAGGCAAAAACUUGCUUCAAU